AUGGCUUCUCCACUCUCUGGAACCGGCAAACUCGCCUGUGCCUUUAUCGUUCCCGACGCAACAACCAACCUUGGCGAUGUCCUUCCUCGAUGGACAGAGUCUCACCUCUCCGCUCCGGCUAUUAUCAUCACCCCCAACACCGAGGAUGACAUUGUCGCCGCCAUCCAUCUUGCUAAGCAGAACAACCUCAAUAUUGUCCCUGGCGGCGGUGGGCAUGGUACUUUCACGACCAUCGACAACAAAACCGCGUACCUCGAUCUCAGGAACUUCAAUGAUAUCCAGCUUGACCAGGCCUCCAGCACCGUUCGCCUCCAAGCGGGAGUGCGCACGGGGAGCUUGCUCAAAUACCUAGUCGCGCAGGGUUACUACACCACGAUUCCCAAUUCGAAUGCCGUGGGUGCGGUGGGUGCAAUUCUGGGUGGGGGGAACACGUCGCAGAAUGGCCUGCAUGGCUUCAUGAUCGACAAUGUCCUUUCGUUUCGCGUCAUCACCGCGGAGGGCAAGGCCGUUGAAGUUGGGUCGUCGUCGACGGGAGAGGAUCUCGCUUUGUUCUACGCUUUGUGCGGUGCCGGGCAUGGUCUCGGAGUUGUCAUGGCCGCAACGAUGAAGGCCUACCCCAUCUCUUCUCUGCAUCUGACCGAGAACAAGCUGUGGACCCGUGUGCUGAUGUUUCCUCCCUCCGCCAUCAACGAUGUGGUUGAAGCAUAUUGCUCCUUUGACCCACCGGCCGUGCCUCUCAACGUCCAAAUCACGUUCCUAUGCAGUCCGCCUGGUGCUCCAGCCGCUGGCUCACCUAUCAUCGUUCUCUCCGCGACAUACUACGGUCCUUCUGAGGAUGCUGAGAAGGCCGCCGCCAAGUUGUUCGAAGCGAUUCUUGUCGGAAAGGCCUUCAAAGCGGACCAGGCGCUAGUGCCUCUUUCCAACAUCAACGACGCCUUCGAGCCGCUCAAUGCGCAUGGCGGAUUCAAGAGUAUGAAUGCCGCGCGAAUCAAAAACUUGGCUCCCCAGGCCAUUAAGGAGAGUUUCUCGAAAUGGGCUCAAGUCAUGGAAGAGCUUCCCGAUGCGGCUCGCACGGCGGUCGUGUUUUACAAGUUUAACCCGGAUAAGCUCCGCGCCAACGGAGAUAUAAAAGAGAUCGAGAACAGGUUCCUUGAAGGGCGAGAUAGGGGCUCGACAGCCAUAGCCACGACGUGGUGCGCAGCUCCGGCGUCGAGAGACAGGCUAGGCGACUUUGUAGACGAGUUUUUCACCAUUUGUCGAAGUGCAGACAAGGUUCCGCCGAGGACGUUUGCGAAUACGAUGAAGCUUGGUGUGGACCUGGGUGAGCUGUUCCAGGAAGAGAAGGUGGAGGAGUUGCAAAGGGUGAAGGAGUAUUGGGACCCAAACGGCGUGUUUUGGAGCCCGUACAAGCCGGUUUUGACAAACCAGACACGUAUCUGA
This is a messenger RNA of Fusarium redolens, 1440 nucleotides long. RefSeq lists its product as uncharacterized. Bases 1 to 1440 code for a protein of 479 amino acids. Gene Ontology annotation, molecular function: oxidoreductase activity; FAD binding. The transcript has a single exon. Lineage: Eukaryota; Fungi; Ascomycota; Sordariomycetes; Hypocreales; Nectriaceae. The record is from RefSeq and is a predicted model, not a curated record.